UCACGUGAUACUGAGGGCCAAUGACAAUGUACAGCCGAGGGCCCACGUGCCUCCGUUCCCAUUGGCAACCCGUGGCUUCUAAACAACCUACUUUCCUCAGGCCGCAGCUCAGGCCUCCGUGUUUCCUGUCUGGUCCCGCCACCGCCAUGGCAGAGUUGGGCCUAAAUGAGCACCAUCAAAAUGAGAUUAUUAAUUACAUGCGUUUUGCUCGUUCAAAAAGAGGCUUGAGACUUAAAACAGUAGAUUCCUGCUUUGAAGACCUCAAGGAGAGCAGGCUGGUGGAGGAGACUUUCACCAUGGAUGAGGUCACAGAAGUCCUGAAUGGGCUGCAGGCUGUGGUACACAGUGAGGUGGAGUCUGAGCUCAUCAAUACAGCCUACACCAAUGUGCUACUCCUGCGGCAGCUGUUCUCACAAGCUGAGAAGUGGUACCUAAAGCUACAGACAGACAUCUCUGAACUUGAAAACAGAGAAUUAUUAGAACAAGUUGCUGAAUUUGAAAAGGCAGAAUUUACAUCUUCAAAUAAAAAGCCCAUCAUAGAUAUCACAAAGCCUAAACUUGUUCCAAUUAAUGAAGGUGGAACAACAGAACUGCUAAACAAGGAAAUUUUAAGACUUCAACAAGAGAAUGAGAAAUUAAAGUCAAGACUGAAGACCAUUGAAAUACAGGCUACAAAUGCUUUGGAUGAAAAGUCAAAAUUGGAAAGAACACUUCAAGAUUUACAGCUUGAUCAAGGAAAUCAACAGGAUUUUAUAAAGGCCCAUGACUUGGAUGACUUGGAAAACACAGUUGCAGCUCUUAAGAAUGAAUUUCAGAAAACACUUAAUGACAAGACAGAAAACCAAAAGUCUUUGGAGGAGAACCUAGCAGCAGCCAAACAUGACCUCCUCAGAGUACAGGAGCAGCUGAGCAUGGCUGAAAAGGAGUUAGAAAAGAAAUUUCAACAAACAGCAGCUUAUCGAAACAUGAAAGAGAUUCUCACCAAAAAGAAUGACCAAAUCAAAGACCUACGGAAAAGACUGGCAAAAUAUGAAUCUGAAGAUUAAAGACUGAAAGGUUUUCUCCAGAACCUGCCACACAUGAACAUACAAGUUAUCUCCAUUCACCUCAGGCAUGUAUUUUGAAGCAUUUUGUCAUAUUCUCUCCUUUUUCUAAUGUUUAGGCUUUGCUUGUAAUACUAGAAUUAGUAUUCUUAUCUUCAGUUCUCUAAUUGAGAAGAGAAAAAAGAAAGUAAUGAUUCUUUUUUGUUGUCCCAAACACCUGUCUGUCAAGUGCUCCAGUCGCUGUGCAAGUACAGUGAGAUUUCUUCAUGGUAGAAAAGAGUUUAGAGUGGGAAGAAGAGCCAUCCUUUUGUAUUAGUAAGAAGAGUGAACAUUUUAAUGUUAGAUAAGCCAGUACCAUCAAUACUUGUACAGUCUCUGAAUGUAAAGAUACAUAGUAAAGUUAUUAAGUUUACAAAUAAAUCUCUUAUUUUUAAUAAUGAAAUUCUAAUUAAUUUACUCUAUCUGAUAAUCAAAAUGUAUAAACUCAUGGAAAAUAUGUUUACUGUUUUCUAUAGUCACCAUUUUUAAUCAUUUAUAAGGGAAAGUAAGCUGCAGUGAAUGUGAAGACUCAGUUAACCUUUGCAUCUCUCUAUCAUGAGUGCUGCCUAUCAAAGGAGAUGCAGUCAUUUUUUGCAUCCUGACUUCUUAUGGGUUUGUGUUAUGGAUGGAGAAGUCAUAUUCAUCCUUUGCUUUCAUAGUUUAGAAAGCAGAUGGACUCAGAGUACAUGCAGUCUCUAGACUUAUUUCCAGAAUAUCUGUUUGGCCUAUAUGUGAAUUAGAACUCUUUCAAACUUUGACUCAACAGAAAGUCAGUGACUAGGUUCCAGGUUGGACUUUGGGUUGUGGUUUGUAUAUGUAUAGAGAAAUGGCAUUUUCAAGAGAUUUUAAUAUUUCUAUUGGUGUUCUUUUCCUUGGCUGACCAUAUAUAAAGUAUUAGAAACAGGACACAUACCUAGAGUAUGUGGUGCAGUGAUGUGGUAUCUGGAAAAAAAAAAGUACACAGAAAGAAGGAAAAAAGGAGGAAGAGAAGAAAAAAUACAGCAACAAGCCAGCAUUUCCUACACAUUUUCCUCAUCCAUUUAUUUGUAUUUGGGUCACUCACCAGUUUCUUGUAGGCUUUCAUUGAGGACUCUAGUUUUACCCUGUACUUCUUUAGCCCAAUAUAAUUCCCUCUCAAAAAGUCCAUUCCAUCAUUUGUGGACCAGGAUGUUCUGUAUAAGUCAGAAAGCAGAACUUCUAAGUGAAAAGUCUUUCUUUCAGAAACCAUUUGUUGUAUUCUCCCUACACCCUUUCUCUGUUUCGUGACAGAAAGAAAAGAUUUUUUAAGAAACCUGUAAUACAUUACUGGGUAGAAGUUUAUUUGUUUAUUUAUUUAUUUUUGUUGGUAGUGGCUUUGAAUAUUCUGUGUAGUGUGUUCUACUUGUUGAAUAAUAAAUUCAAAAGUAUUUCUGAAACCUUAAAAUCUCUUAAGCAGUAAGAUAAACAAUUGGCUGCAUAAACCAAUGUGAGACUUCUCUCACACCACUUACUGCUUCUGGUUUUGUCACUCUUCUGUUUUGCUUUUAAACUCAUACUGCUCAGCAAAAUGCAGUUUUAAAUAUUUAUUUCACUUGGUUUCCCAAUUUUAAGAUUUACCUCAUUUAACUGACUUAAAAGCCUGUUUCAUCAGUACAUUUUGGCCCUUUAGGAAACUAGUUCAGCCUUGAGUGAGCUGUUAGUAUACUGGUAACUGUGGACAGUCUGAGCUGGUAAGUCAUCUUAACGAAGCUCCUGGCCAAGGUGCAGCACUUAACCUACUAUACAUGAGACCCUGGGAUCAGUUUCCACACUAUAAAACAAAAACAAAACCGAAAAUUAUGAUUUAGACAUUUUGUUAACAAAAAUAAAAUGUAAAGGGUUUGUUAUUAAUAUCUUCGAUUUGACAGUUAAAUGUUUAUUUGUUCUUAUCUUACAUUUGUAUGCCUGUGUUAAAUAAAUAUUUAAUCAUU
Molecule: messenger RNA, 3031 nt
Organism: Peromyscus maniculatus bairdii (prairie deer mouse)
Lineage: Eukaryota; Metazoa; Chordata; Mammalia; Rodentia; Cricetidae
Gene: Lztfl1
Product: leucine zipper transcription factor like 1
Biological process (GO): negative regulation of protein localization to cilium
Cellular component (GO): cytoplasm
Source: RefSeq, a predicted model, not a curated record